UAAUGCAUUGCGCAUAAAUGGCCGCCAUGUUGCUGCCGUCUGAAAGAUGUUCGCAACUGUGUGUGUUUACUAAUGAAUUUUAAGAACUUAAAUAGUUAAAUUACUGUGUUUGUGAAAUUGUGAGUGUACAAUGGUUUUAUAUUUCAUGUAUUAUAGUGAUUGAAAGGUCUAUCAAAUGUCUCUGAAGCCAAUAAACAGUGAAAUUUUCUUUAGAUAGUCAUUCGGUUCGGACGGCAUAAUGGCUGACAAUCUGAUUCAAAAGUCACAUAAAACUAGUGAGAAAAACAAGUAUAACAACGUUGUUCACCGUACGACGAGUGAAUCUCUUCGACUGAACGAGUCGGAGAAGGGAGUGACUCACCCGACGAGUCUGCAAGCCGCCCAUAACCCAAGGAAAAUAUCUUCAUUUCAGAUCACCAGUGUGACGGUCGGCUCUCGAGUGAGCACUGAUGCUGGCGAGGACUCCGCCGACGAUCUUGAUGAAUCUCACACCGACGACAUAUCGAGAGUGACUGACAUUGAGAAUGAAACGCCUAGUUAUUCCGAGGAUACCUUUUCGAAAGAUGAUGUGUUCUACAACGCGUCGAGUGCAUCAUUAGGUUGCGCCCCCGUCAUCCCGACCAGCUCGCAGUACGGUCUCGCGAUUGUCGGUCAAGACAACGCUAACAACCAGAUAGGAGGAGCAGUGCCAAAUAGUAAUAAUACAGAAGGGUCUGACAUGCAUGUCAGUGUUACAAACGCCGGAACUGGCAGCAUUAUCAAUCUCAUAGGAAAUGCUAAACCCCAAGAAGGUAUGAAAGAAAUACAAGAACAUGUUAGGAAUGAACGGUUUAAAGUUGUGAAAAUUGAGAGCACGGAACCUUUCCGUAGGGGUCGAUGGAUGUGCAUGGAUUACUUGGAUCACACUACUACUCAGCAGAAUGCACCUAUCACAUUAAACAAUAACUUGGAUGUGACGGAGACUAAUGCGCUGCAGGCUCCUGACAGUGGUGUGGUGAUUAAUGAUAGUCAGCAUGAUGAAGUGUCCAAUGAUCUGACUAAUAAAGGGCCUAAAGACAUGCAAGGUAAUGCACCGUCUGUGCAGCAGCUGGAACAAACUCUUCAGAAACAAUUUCCUAUGGCUUCCCCUGGGCAAUCAUUGACCCAGCCUAUUAAUGUAGUACAGCAACAAAUGCAGCCUGUUUCUCAGUCAGUAUCAGUGCAGUCACCACCUUUAGAAAUGCCACAACAGAUGCCAAAUCCAAACAUGCAGGCGAAUCAGCAAGUGGGACAGCAACACCCUCAAAGUAUGACACACAUCACUUUGCAAAAUGCUGCACAAAAUCAUCCGCAGCAGACGCAACAACAACAAGUGCAACAAAUCCCGCAAAGUUUUCCUCAACAUCAGUUACAACAGGUCAUAGCCCAAUCUCAGGGCAUGGCAAUGCAACAGAUUCCAAUGCACCAGCAAAUGCCGCAGCAGAUGCAACAGAUACCUAAUCAGCAAAUGCAGCAAAUGAGUCAACACAUGCCUCAGGCACAAAUACCUAAUAUGCCACAGAUGCAGCAACAAAUGCCUCAAAUGCAGGCAAUGCCCAAUCAAGGACAGAUCCCUCAAGUGGCUACUCAGCAACCUCAGAUGCAACAAAUGCAAAUGCAGCAAAUACAAGGCCAGCCAAAUCCUCAAAUACAUAUGCAACAGACACAAAUGUCCAACAUGGGUCAAGCUCACCACCUGCAGGGACAGCAGACAAUGGGUGCGCAACAACCCCAACUUCAGCAUUUGCCUAGCCAAGCUCAGAUACAAGCUCUGCAAAAUCAACAAAUACCUAAUCAUAUUCAACAAAUGCAGAUGCCUUCUCAACUCACUGGAGCUAAUCAACAGAUUCAACAAAUGCAGCCUCAAAUGCAUCAGCUGCCAUCACAGCCCCAGCAGUCAGUGGUCCCUGGCAUGCACCCUCAAAUGCAACAGCCGGGGAUGUCAGGAGUACAGCAACAAUACAAUCAAGCGGUUAAUCAACAGUCUCAGCAAGCUCAGUCCAUGAUUAAUGCGAGUAUGCCUUCAUCACAACAGCAGAUGGUACAGCCUCAACAUAGUGUUCCUCAAUACCAUGCUCAACAAUCACAGAUGAGUCAACAAGGCCAAACAAUGCCACAAGAGGUGCUCACAUCUAUUGUUACAUCACAGCAAGGUGCAACCCUUCCUUCUAAUCUUCAACCUAUGCCUUCGCAACCACAAGGCUCAACAUUGCCUGCGAAUCUCCAAAGUCUUGCUGGUCAACAGCAGCCUACAACAGUGCACACUAUUGCUCCUCAGCAAGGGAAUGUGCCUCAAGGGAACAUGCAGAUGAUGGCUGCGGCUCCACAGAAUAUGCAGAUGACUCUAGACGGGAAUCAGCCUAGUAUGCAGAUACCCGCCUCAGAUUCUAUAUUCAUGCAGCCAACGAAUGUCGGUCAGCAAAUGCCAGUCGGCCAGCACAUGGGGCAACAAAACCUGUUGCCGCAGCAGGUAGGCGGGCAGGGUCAAAUGGGCGGCGUGCAAUACGUCGCCAACCAGCCGGUGGCGCAGGUGUCAAUGGCACACCAGAACAUUCCGAUGUCUAUGCAGCCAAGCAUGCCGGUCGGUAUGGGCGGCGGGGUUCACCCGAACGUGGUGCAGUCCCAGACCAGCAUGGGUCUGGGCUAUGGCGGCGUGGUGCCAGUCAUGUCGCAGAGUAGUGUCGCGCCAGUGGAGGCGACCGUGUCGGGGACUAACUCGCCGGUGGUGUCGAUGCCGGUGAGUUCUACUGCGUACGUGGCGAACACGGCGCAGCCGGGCCAUGACAGUCAGGGCUUCGGUAGCCCAGUUAGUGCGGUGUCUCACGCGAUCAGUGGCGCAGUGAUGAGCAGUGUGAAUGUGAAUGCGUGUGAUAAUGGUGCUCCAGAUGUGUCCACCGAUACGCUGCAGGCCGGCGACACCGGGGAUGGCAAGGAUGAGCCGCAAGCUGCUCCACCGCCAGAGGAUGAAAGGUACUAUAACAGUCUGCGCCACACACCGAGACCGUGAGUCAUUCGUUGAUAAAUGACGCCUGCUGACGUAUCGUAAAAACAUUGACACUAUUAUCAUUCAAUAUAUUCCAAUCAAUUAUAAAAACAAAGCGAAAAUUUAAAGAGGUUAAUUAUAAUUAAUUAAUGAAAUAUUUGGAACGCAAUUCAUACAGAUACUAUCUGUUUAAAAUCGGCUUUGUUUCCUAAAAGGGUCAGUAACCGAAUCAUCCUAGCUGUCAAUCCUUUUUAAACCACCUCCUGAUAGAACAGAUUAAGAGUGUGACGUUUUAAUUUUCAUCUGGAUUGUAUAUCCGUUCAAAAUAGUAAAGCAAAUCUGUUGUUUUGUAGUAGACUCUAUGUCAGUGUCCAACGGUAACUGAUUCCUUUAGGAGCAACUACCGUACUGAUGAUGGUGUCAUAAAGCUUUGAUGCGAACCGUCAGCUCGAACUUUUUAUGUCAAACCAAAUUGUAUAACGUCGUCGUUCCUACUGAGGUCUCAUUCUUGUCUAAAAUCUUAAAGUAUGUCGUGUCUUAGUACAUUUUUUUAACGGCCCAUUAGCUUUUUACUAGUGACUCAUACAGUGUAUUAGAAACGAGCACAAUCUAAUUUAAGCAGAAUUUAUCUUAUUGUCGGAGAUCUCAUAAGUAAAAGUUCCGAACUACGCCAACGAUAAAUAUUAAAGCUGAAAGACCCCUGUUAUUCAGGAGUCGCAAAGAAUUUUAAUACGUUAUGACGCGGCGCCCAUGAGAAGACCCCAAAAGUCACUUAUCUGAAAUUCAAUAACGACCUUUUGCGUUCUCUCAAAUGUUCAUUAUCUCUAUACCUUUGUGGGCCUAAAUAAAUAUUGCGAUUUAAAAAGUAUAGCAUGUAAUGGCUAACGAAAUACGCAGUAUGUUCCACAUUUUUACCGUCUUAUUUUUGUCAGUAAAGGAUUUCUCUAGGAAACGUUUGCGUUAUACAAUUUGUUCAGUGCGUACGUGACUUUAGGUUGAUUUGCAAAUCUUUGUAAAACAUUCAAAAUCCAAUAUAUUAGAGCCAUGUUUCGCUAAAUUGUAAUUAGGAUUAUCGUAAAACGUCCGCAAAACCAGUUGGUUUUGAUGGUUUUAGGAAACGACGGGUUCGACGCGUUAAUGAUUCACGGAAUCGGUUUUAAUAGGAUUUUUUACGGUGAACGUUUUGUAGCUUAAUAUUUUGUGAUAAUAGUUUAUAGAGACGUAGAUAUAAAAAGCAAAACCUGAUUUUCGUCUAAUAAUGCUAAAAGAUUUCCUGUAAAUAAAAAUAUUCACACAGUGCUACUUGGUAAACCUCAUGAUCAGGUUUUGCUUUUCAUUAAACUAAGUAUUUAUAAUGAUCGUUUUGUUUCCGAUAAAUUAGGGUUUCUACACAGCGAGCGUAUUUGCAGUUUGUGUCAUAACGCCAUUCAAUAGAUCGACCUUUGUUUUUGUAAAUUUUUUCAACACCGACAAUGCAACACCUGGCAUUGCAAGGUGCGCCUGUCUAUCGGGUUCGUUGGCCUUUUUGCGUUGUACAGGAAAAUUAUGGAUGGCGUUACGAAACAUAUAAGCCUUUUUAGUGCUAUCUUGUUAUCCUGUGCCCCCGCCAAGAGAAGCCUUCGUGAGCAGAUCGUCCUCAGGGUUUGAAGUCCUACAUGGUUUGUUGGCAAGGCUACCACAUUUUGUUUUGAUUUGUGUUAAGUUUUUUUUAUUUUCGCGUUCACACUCGACUUACUAUCAUGUUCAUUCGACUAAUAACCUAUUUUUAAGUACUAAAAUAAUUAAUUUACUUUGAGCUGCCGAUUACUCUAAUUUAAUUUUAUCAUUUUGAAGACUUGUUAGUUUUGAUACGCAUAACGCCAUCUAGCGUCGAGUAGCAAACGCAAAGUAUGAAGUUACACGUUUUCAUGACGGUCAUUAUGACGUACUAUAGAUUAAAAUUCAAGUAAUUAAUACUAAUACAGUGAUGUUACGUCUUAAUAAGUUAAAAAAGACAACCUAC
Trichoplusia ni (cabbage looper) is the source of this 5003-nucleotide messenger RNA. RefSeq names its product protein bunched, class 2/F/G isoform-like. The record is from RefSeq and is a predicted model, not a curated record. NCBI's taxonomy places the organism in Eukaryota, Metazoa, Arthropoda, Insecta, Lepidoptera, Noctuidae. The coding region runs from base 239 to 3025 and encodes 928 amino acids. The transcript has 2 exons.